GACCUUGCGAAGAUGGCAAGGAAGACUUUGAGCGACCACAAGCCCAAGAAAAGAGAAGAUGAGCGCAUGUCCGUUACCAAGUUCACCGAGACAGUGGGCGAGGGCCGCUUGGCGCUUGCGACCGCAAGGCGGCGUUUCAUGAUUUGCCGCAAGGAUUGCGACAAGUUCCCGAGGGAGACCAACAAUGAGAAGAUGCUCAGGGAGUGUCUCAUGGCAGGCCGCUGCAUCCACCAGUGCCCAGGCGACAAGCGGCUGCGCCCCUUCGGGCCCGGAGCCCACAACAGGUUGAAAAUGCCGGUGCGCAUUUGCACGCGGAAGGUCUUGGACGGUGACUUUUCCAUGACGUUCAUUGGGGCUGGCGAUGAUGAUAUAUAUCCGGAUGACCGCCACCCUCCCGCCGAGGUGCUGGACAUGGUCAAAGUCGCGCGCCUGGCCGACCUGUCGCUGAACCCGUUCGCGCCCGCGUGCCAGGCCGCGACUGCCGCGGCGUUGCCAGCGCAGCUCGGCGACCCUAAGGAGCGGCGGCACGCGAUGCCCAUCUCGAUCCAGGCUUUAGGAGUUGAGGAGAAGAAGAAG
This is a messenger RNA of Prorocentrum cordatum, 576 nucleotides long. The record is from the annotation of a GenBank genome assembly. NCBI's taxonomy places the organism in Eukaryota, Dinophyceae, Prorocentrales, Prorocentraceae.